Messenger RNA from Coturnix japonica (Japanese quail), 1704 nucleotides. The record is from RefSeq and is a predicted model, not a curated record. Lineage: Eukaryota; Metazoa; Chordata; Aves; Galliformes; Phasianidae.
AUGAUGAUGCAUCAUUUCUUCCUUCUGCCAUUGCUAUUUCUCUCAGCUUUCUUGGCUGUGGAGAGCAUAAGCCCAAGUGAAAGAAAGCCAAGGAAAGCCAAACUCCCCAAAAUAAGAAAGGAGAAUAGCGUACUCUUGCUGAAAAAGAGCAACUUUGACAGAGCAUUGAAGGAAACAAAGUACCUGCUGGUGGAGUUCUAUGUUCCUUUAUCUCAAGCAUCUCAGAAUGCGUCAAAAGAAUUUGCUGAGGCUGCACGGCUCCUUAAGAAAGAAGCUCCAAGAAUCCAGUUUGGCAAAAUAGACGUCACAGAUCAACAUGACCUGAGAAAAGAAUUUAAUAUUCAAGAGUUUCCGACUGUGAAAUUUUUUGUGGAUGGCAUCAGGGAGGCUCCUAUAGACUGCAAAGGAGUCAGACAGGCCUCAGCUUUUAUCACAUGGAUCAAAAGACAAACAGGACCCAGCACGGUUUUAAUCAACUCCACCCAUCAGGUCGAAGCCAUCAUAAAUGCUGAUGAUUUGGCAGUGAUUGGCUUUUUUAAGGAACUUCAUGGUGACAGUGUGGAAGUUUUCCGUGAGACUGCAAAAGAUGUGCCAGAGAUGCCUUUUGGGAUGACAAGCAGCGAGGACAUCCGUGCCCAUUAUGGCAUCCAACUGAAUGCUCUUGUUGUGUUUAAGAAGGGAAAACCUGUGCAUAAUGAAGUGCUUGGAGAUGGCAGGAGGAACAAACUGGACCUCACAAGGAUAAUCAAAACCUUUACCUUGGAUUUGGUCACUGAAUAUAAUCUUGAGACAUCUGUGAAGAUUUUUGAUGUCCCUGUUGAAAACCACAUCCUGCUGUUCAUCCCAACGAGCUCAAAGACAUUCAACACUACUUAUGAAAACUACAAGUCUGCUGCUGCAGAGUUUAGAGGGAAGAUAAUGUUUGUGUUGGUGAAUACUAAUGAAACAAGAAAUGGACGCAUCUUUGAGUAUUUUCGCAUCAGGGAAGUUGAUGUUCCUGCUGUAAGAAUCCUGAAUCUGACAAGCCAAGAGAAGUACAAAAUGCCGGCAGAUGAGGUGACUGUGGAGAACAUAAGACAAUUUUGCCAGAGCUACCUGGAUGGAAAAGCAAAGUUACAUCUCUCUAGUGAAGAAGUUGCUGAAGACUGGGACAAGAUGCCUGUCAAAGUGCUCGUCGGGAAGAAUUUCAACAGGAUUGUCUUCAACAGGACCACGACCGUGUUUGUCAUGUUUUAUGCCCCUUGGUCCUAUGAAUGCAGAAAACUUCUGCCAAUCUGGGAUGAGCUAGGAGAGAAAUAUCAAAGCCACGAGGAUGUAAUCAUUGCGAAGAUAGACAUCACAGCAAAUGAUGUCCUGUCAGUUGAGAUGGACCGCUACCCCUUCUUCAGACUCUUUCCUGCUGGACCCAAUAUCCAGGAGGUGCCCUAUGCUGGGGAGCACAACUUGGAGGCAUUUUCUGAAUUCUUAGAAGAACAAAUGAAGAUGAAAGCAGAAACAAGAGAAAAGGGUCCUUCGAGAGGAAUGAAAGAGGUUUUCAGCCAGAAAGAGACCGUAAUAACUGAGAAAGAAGAACUUUAACAGUACAGAGAGAAAAGUCCUGAGGAUUGUGAGGAAUGUUUCCUGGAAGGAGUUCGUUAUGAGAAUGAAUCAACUCAACUGAGCACAGAGCUGAACCAAAAAUAAAUAAAGAAUUCAGCAUCAAUU